ACAGCUGUGGGCCUAAACAAACGCUAUAACCGUCAAACUCUAACUUCAAGUGCGAGAAACUGGCAGAUUUUCACAGCAUAAGACCAAAAUCUUGAAGCGCUUUGAAUGAGCAGUUCUGAAACCUGUAACUUCAGGAUUGACAGACAAGCAAAGUCGCCUGUGGAGCAGCUCAGAGUGAAAGGCAUGAAGAAGUCAAAGCCCUCAGGUUCAGCAGGAACAGGAGGACCAACACAUGCUCAUCCACCAGCUGAACCUCUCCUCAAGCCUAAAGCUAAAGAGGACAAAGACCAGACAGAUGAAGAGGAUGUCGAGAAUGAAGACCUUAAGGCUCCAGUGGGGCUCUUAAUCAAGUUCCUCAGAGCUCUGAAGGACAAAGACCUCCAGCUGGCUGUUAAGCUGUGUCAGAUGAUUCUCAUCUACGAACCAGACAAUCCCGAGGCCUCAGAGUUCCUCCCAUUGAUCCAGAAGAAGCUGCUGGAAGAGCAAGACACAGAGUCGAGCACCGAGGAAGAUGAUGAAGAAGAAAGUGAUGAUGAUGAUGAUGACACCGACUCUGGGAGUGAUGAUGAUGAUGGUGAAAAAGAAAAUCAAGAUAACAGACACAAGCCGUGCCCUCCUGCUCACAUUUCCCCUUAAAACUAUUGCACCUGUCCAGCAGGGCCUAUGGUACAGCAAUAGCAUAUUGUAUUUAUUAUUAAGCCACACUGCUGCUGUCCAUAGUCGCAGUCUUUUCAGUGCAGACAGUGUGACAGUUAUAUAUUCUCUCAUAUUCUCACCUGCAAUUAAAAUAGCCCUGGUGGACUGAGCAGAUGCCCUCAUUUCCUGAAAACAUAAACUGAUGAACUUAAUCAACUGGUCAUGAAAAUGAAAGCUCCUGAUAAAUCUGAUGAAACUCCUGUCGUAUGUUGACCUGCAGUAGAGAUUGUAAAUGAGUUCACUAUCAGUCUCAUAUCCAUCUUGAGAAUAAUCCUUUGAUAAAAUGUAAAGCAGGUUAACCCACUUAAACUGAUAUUUUUUUAGCCUAAUCUGUAGCCAUCCUCGGCUCUACUCAGCUUGUUGUUUAAAUAUCUUAAAUAUAAAUUUACUGUUUUGUGUCAUUCUCAGCUGCUUUAGGAGAAAAAACCCCUGAAACACUAACUGAACUCUGGUACCACAUGGCAGAUGGCUACAGUUAGCAGCUAACUGCUCAACACAGGGAGUCGGAAAUUUCCUGGAGAGUCAGUAGAGACAAAAGCAGCAGCAUGAGAGGUAACUUUACCCGCAAUACAAAGCGCCUUGAGG
Molecule: messenger RNA, 1281 nt
Organism: Archocentrus centrarchus (flier cichlid)
Lineage: Eukaryota; Metazoa; Chordata; Actinopteri; Cichliformes; Cichlidae
Product: glutamate-rich protein 2-like
Exons: 6
Coding region: 106-636 (176 amino acids)
Source: RefSeq, a predicted model, not a curated record